Molecule: messenger RNA, 4856 nt
Organism: Copidosoma floridanum
Lineage: Eukaryota; Metazoa; Arthropoda; Insecta; Hymenoptera; Encyrtidae
Product: ATP-binding cassette sub-family C member 4-like
Biological process (GO): transmembrane transport
Cellular component (GO): membrane
Molecular function (GO): ATP hydrolysis activity; ABC-type transporter activity; ATP binding
Source: RefSeq, a predicted model, not a curated record
UAUCCGAUCUCGGGUCUUGUGUUGUAUACAUUCAGCACAUCAGUGCAUCGGACAGUGUUUUCUCCCGUACAGAUACCCGUAUAGUUUAGGUACACACCAGAGAGCAGUGCGUUUAAAGAUAGCCGGUCACGGCGCAAAUGCUGCGUAGAACAAUGACUCCGAGCUGAUGAACGUGUUUUCAAAUAUUAUUUGUGUUUUGUUUCAUUAUUAUUUUUUUUUCAUUUUUUUUAUUUUUUUUAAUUUUUUUCUUCCACAAUGUGUAAAAUAAAUUCCCACCUAUAGUCGUGCGCGUGUGUGAAUGAAUUCGGUGCUGUGCUCCGGAGGUUCAGGAGAAUUUGGAUUUUUCCACGCACACCCGUGCAUCCGUACCUAACAUCGUCCGUGCGUGUUCACAAAAGAGAGAGAGAGAUGGGUCAGAAGAAGAAGCCGAGCCCGAGGCUGGAGGCGAGUUUUCUUAGCAGCUUGAUUUUUUGGUGGCUAAAACCUUUGAUCUACCGAGGAACGGCUCGCGACCUAACGAGCGAUGAUCUCCACGACGCACUCCCGACCGAUCUCAGCGAGCAGCUCGGCACACGACUGGAAAAACACUGGAAAAACGAGGUGGAGAACGCGCGGCAGAGCGACAGGAAGCCAAAGCUCGUCAACGCGAUCGGAAAGACGUUCGGCUGGUCGUACUUUUACUACGCCGGGCACAUGCUAGUGCUCAACUGCUUGAGGGUACUGCAACCGUUUGUGUUGGCGUAUCUGAUAGGCUACUUCGAGCACGAUUCCGGGACUACUCGAGCCCAGGCGUACUUUUACGCGUGUACCUUGGUAUUGAUGACUCUCGUGCACGGUAUGCUCAAGCACCACAUAGAUCUCGGCACCCUCGAGAUCGGUAUGCGCCUGAGGAUCGCCUGCUCGUCUCUGGUCUACAGAAAGGUAGUGCGGCUAUCGAGCAGCUCGGUGUCGUCGAGCAGCGCCGGUCAAGUGAUCAACCUACUGUCGAACGACGUGGCCAGGUUCGACCAGCUCUUCAUGUACCUGCACUACGUCUGGAUGACUCCGCUCGUGGGCUGCUUCAUCGCCUAUCUCAUCUGGCGCAGCGUUGGCCCGGCCGCUCUGGCUGGCGUCCUGCUCAUGACCCUCGAGACCAUACCCGUGCAAGUGUACGUAGGUAAGAUAACGUCGAGGCUGCGCGCCAAAAUAGCCACGAGAACGGACGAGCGGGUGCGACUGAUGGGCGAGAUCAUCCGGGGUAUCCACGUUAUCAAAAUGUACACCUGGGAGAAGCCCUUCGAGCGUCUCGUCUCGUUCGCUAGAAGGCACGAGAUCGACGUGAUAACGUCCAUGUCCUACCUGCGCGGUAUAAACACAGCCUCGAACGCCUUCAUCGAUCGCACGUGCCUGUACUUCACCGUGAUGGCGUACGCUUUGGUCGGUAACGCGAUAACGGCCAAAAUCGUCUUCUCGUUGGUCCAGUACUUCACGGUGCUCCAGAUAAUGCUCGCGUGGAACUAUCCGCGUGCCAUAUUCAAUGCUGCCGAGGCGCGGGUCUCCGUCAGGCGCAUCGAGAAAUUUUUGCUCAUGGAGGAGGUAAAAAUAAAGGCGCCGCUGUUGUCGGUCGAGGACAACGGAAGCAUAUCCCUGAAGAGCGCGACGGCUUCCUGGUCGAGCAACUCUAUCGUCAAUACCUUGCACGACGUUACUCUUCACGUUGCCCCCAAAAAGUUGCACGCCAUCGUUGGGCCCGUUGGCGCUGGUAAAACAUCCCUGAUCCAGCUGAUGCUGGGCGAGCUGCGAUCCUCGCGUGGCGAGCUCAAGAUCAACGGCACGAUAUCUUACGCCUCGCAGCGACCGUGGCUGUUCCCCGGCACUAUCCGCGACAACAUCGUCUUCGACCAGCUGUACGACGAGGCCCGUUACGAGGAGAUCCUCCGAGUCUGCUCUCUGGUGACGGACCUCGAGCGUUUGCCCAACGGCGACCGCACUUACGUCGGCGAUCGGGGAACCAACCUCAGCGGCGGCCAGUGCGCCAGGAUCAAUCUUGCCAGAGCCGUGUACAGGGACGCGGACAUUUACGUGCUCGACGAUCCGCUCGCCGCCGUGGAUCCGGUGGUCGGUAGAUGUCUCUUUGAGGUGUGCGUAAGCGGAUACCUGAGCGAGAAAACUAGAAUACUCGUGACGCACCAGGCACAUUGUUUGAGGGAGGCCGACGUGAUUUUUCUCCUCAACAACGGUAAACUCGAGUCUCAAGGAAGGUUGGAGGACUUUUCCGAAAAAGAACUCUCUUCCUUGAACAUCUUCGGGGAUGAAGAGGCAACCGGGGAUGAAGAGGUCGAGGAAGCCACUGAGAGUAAAGUCAAAGGGAACAACAUCGCGAGGAAAGAUGAAGACGCGGAUGGAGAGGCGGAGGAGACCGCGGAGCUCAUAGCCAAGGGGAAGAUGCGGACUUCGAUUUUCUCGAGAUACUUUGAGAGUGGAAACAGUCGUUUUUUGAUCGCCAUCACGGUUUUAUUCUUCGUUGUCGCCCAGACAGUCAGAAGCGGCUCGGAUUAUUGGCUUGCGUAUUGGACGAGACAGGAAGAGUUGCGCUAUGACGCCACGAAGAGCUCGAUGCCAGUCGAUCCAACUGGAGUUUCGUUUCCCAAUGCGACCGAAACAAGUGUCUCGCCUAACGCAACCACGGUAACUUCCAUAUUGAACUCUACUCAGGCUCUGGUAUCUACCACGAUGCAAAGUAUACUUCCAAACGUAACCGGAAGCUGGUCAACAACGACCACCAGAUCAUUAUCCAAUGUGACGAAAACUUUGAUGCCGACUGUUGCAACCAGCUUAGGGUCCAACGUGACCAGCACUGUAGCCACUUUACUACCCAACACAACGGAGAGACUAGUAUCGCUGAACGGAUCGUUAAGCGCUGGGCCAGAGUCCUUGGAUUACCUGGACGUGAACGCGGCUCUGAUAAUUUACGGCCUCGUACUCGUGGGCUGCAUCGUCACCGCAAUCGUCAAAGUUUUGCUGCUCUACAAGCUCUGCAUGAACUCCAGCCGGGCCAUUCACGACGAGAUGUUCUCGUGCGUCCUGAAAGCUCCCAUGCGAUUUUUUGACAAGCAAACUUCUGGACAAAUUCUCAAUCGGUUCUCAAAGGACAGCGGCGCCAUGGACGAGGUUCUGCCCGUUACUAUACACGAGUCCGUCGAGGUGUUUUCCGUCAUUCUCGGUGUCAUCGCGCAAAUCAUCAUCGUUAACUGGUGGUCCGUUUUGGCCGUCGUCUUCACUGGUUACCUGUACUGGAAGUUGAAAAACGUAUACGUACCCACUGCCUACGGAAUCAAACGGCUAGAGGGAGCUGCCAAGAGCCCGGUACUGUCGCACGUGACGGCGACCCUGGAGGGCCUAGCGACAAUUCGCUCGAGUCGGGGCCAAACAACGGCCUGCCGGCGCUUCGACGCCCGCCAAGAUGCCCACACGCGCUCUUAUUUCUUGAACAUUGCCGUAGCCUCGGCCUUCGGGCUGUGGCUUGACCUUUGUACCGUCAUCCUGGUGGCUUUUGUCACCCUCGGCUGCGUCUUCGGAUCCGACCGAUCAGGCAUACACGCUGGUAGUGUUGGUCUAGCGAUCACGCAGAUUAUGAUGAUGUGCGGCAUGCUGCAGCGCGGUAUCCGCCAGGCCGCCGAAAUGAUGACGCAGAUGACGAGCGUCGAGCGGAUCCUCCAAUUCACCCAGUUGGAACAGGAGGAGAGCAUCAGUAGCGGCGCGGCCCCAACGUCGAAACCACCAGCCAGUUGGCCGAGCCGCGGCCGUAUCGAGUUCCGGGACUUUAGUUUGCACUACAACGACAACAAGGACGAUCUCGCGUUGCGCGACGUUAACCUCGUCAUCGAGGCUGGCAGCAAGGUUGGCAUCGUGGGGCGCACGGGUUCCGGGAAGUCCUCCUUGAUCACGGCGUUGUUUCGACUGGCAAGGUCCGAGGGCCAGGUGUUGAUCGACGAGCUCGAUACCCGCGGGGUCCGUCUGGCCGAGCUGCGCAAGCGAAUAGCCGUCAUACCGCAGGAGCCGGUGCUGUUCUCGACCUCGUUGCGCGACAAUCUCGACCCGUUCCACGAGUUCGAGGACACGAGCCUCUGGGCGGCCCUGGAGGACGUGCGCUUGCACAAGGCCUUUGUACCCCUCGACCAUCCGAUCGAGUGCGGCGGUCGAAACCUGAGCGCUGGCCAGAGACAACUGUUGUGCCUGGCACGUGCUCUGGUGAAGCGAGCCAGGAUAUUGGUUCUGGACGAGGCGACGGCCAACGUCGACCCAGCAACGGAUGCCCUUCUGAGGGAGACGAUACGCACCAAGUUUGCCGAGUGCACGGUGCUGACUGUGGCGCACAGGCUGGACUCGGUCAUCGACAGUGACCUCGUGGUUGUCGUGGAUGACGGUCGAGUGGUGGAGUACGGACAGCCGCGUUCGUUGCUUGCCCAGGAGGACGGGCUGUUCCUCAGGAUGGCUGGGCAGGACGGAGAUGCGGCCCUCGAGCAUUUGAGGAAGACCGCCGAGGAGACUUACCUAAGGCUGAAUAGUGAAAAAUUGACAGCUGCUGACGAACAGCGGACGAACGGAGUCGUAAAGAGCAAUGCUGCCGAUAAGACUGCGAUUGGUUCGGUAAAGGAGCCAUGAAACAAUUAACAAAACGAACUUUUAUUACUACAACGACAGGGAAAGAUAUACCUAUGUGAUGCAUUUUAUCCUAAAACUGAUAGUGAGCGCCGCUGCUGAUGAUGCGUGUUUCGAUUUUUUUUUUAAUGAAUCCUGUAUACAUACUGCGGUAUGUGUGUUUUUAAGAUAUUUUGCGAUUGGAUGGAAUGCAGUUUUUAAAGACAAUACUUACA